Dreissena polymorpha is the source of this 1299-nucleotide messenger RNA. RefSeq lists its product as uncharacterized. The transcript is spliced from 3 exons. Gene Ontology annotation, molecular function: sulfotransferase activity. The record is from RefSeq and is a predicted model, not a curated record. Gene Ontology annotation, biological process: carbohydrate biosynthetic process. Bases 1 to 1299 code for a protein of 432 amino acids. Gene Ontology annotation, cellular component: membrane. Lineage: Eukaryota; Metazoa; Mollusca; Bivalvia; Myida; Dreissenidae.
AUGGCGUGCGCCAUUCGAGCCGUUUGCGAAAAUAAAGAAAAUUUAGCUCAAACAAAAUCUGAUUUGCGAAAAUGCUACAAUCUCAUGGACAUGGUAAAAUCGGUGCGUCCGUAUUUGAAACCAUUGUUGGCUGUGGUGGCGUUUUUGCUCGUGGUCCUCUACGCAAUUUCCGGAAGAAAUGCGGUGUGCUAUCAUUUGCCGGGCCUUGCAAUAGACUUGCAUCAGCAUAAUGACACUUCUAUGGUCAGUCAAUUUCAGGAACUGGAACGAAGGUCAAGGCAUUUAAGCACGUCGUGUUUCAAUAACGAUUUACUCAACGCAACUACAAGAGAAAAGAACGCGCGCAUGUUUUUUCAUUCUAAGGUCUACAAUGUCGCAUAUUGCAAGGUACCAAAAGUCGGGUCCACUUUUUGGACUCUUUUAUUCACAAUUCUUGACAAUGGAGUCAAUUUUGGCAAGAAGCUUUUAGAAGAGAAUCGAGAUUCUAUACACAGGAGACAGUACACGUUUUUUUCGUCAUUCGAGUACGUAAAGAGUCAACAAGACCCAACAAUUCUCCCAGCACGUGACCCAUAUUCUCGGCUUUUCUCUGCUUUCAUCGACAAAAUCUACUUGCCAGUAAGAUUAAACUAUAACUACGUCAUCUUAAGCAUUCAAAACAAAUCUGUGUGCCCGACGAAUGUGUCUUUUCAAGACUUUCUCCAAUGGAUUGUAAACGAAACGAAAGCAGGCAAAUCUUCAAAUCAACACUGGGCACCGAUUUAUACUAUUUGCGGAUCUUGCGAGAUUAACGCUCAAUACGUUGUAAAACAAGAAACAUUUGCAAAAGACAUCGACGUCGUUUUACAGAGGCUUAACGUCUCCUCCGAAAAAUACGACUUCAUCAUGAAUACGCUUGAAGGAACAAGGAUUCAGUCAUCCUUACCGGGGAUUGUAGCCCAAAUUUUUGAAGGGACUUCCGGGUCCAAUGUGAGACGUUGUAUGCCAUGGGUGGAGGUCACACGGAGGAUAUGGCACUCUUUCCAGAUACAGGGCUACAUUCGCGAGGACCGGGGUUAUCCUCAAGGCACGUUCGAUUCCAUUGGGGACAAUUUAUCUCCGUCCCUAGUAUCCGAUUUAAUUUUGGCGGAAAUAUUCAAGUAUCCUAUGCCGUCGGAAGAACGUCAAAUACAACGAGAAAAUGCGUUGAAAAGAGCGUAUGAGGGCGUCCGCAAAGAUGUGGUUGAUGCGAUCAUAGACGUCUACGCUUUGGACUUUUCAUUAUACGGUUAUUCUAACUUACCGCCAAAUGAAAGAUAA